UUUUUAUUUAUUUACAAGUUCAAGUAGGCACAUGUUUUUUGUGAUUAAACUGUUUCAAUUUAUAUUUGUGUAAGAGAAACUAUAUUUCAUAACAUAAUAUUAUGUAUUCAAAAUGUUGAAGAAAGGGGAUAUCGAAAAAUGUCACUUUGUGCCUCUCAGUUCUUUGGAAAGAGUUAUAGAUAUGGUAGAAAAUUACAAUCCAGAACAUGACCACAGAUGUCAACGCAAUUUACUAAAGUUGCAAUUAGAGGGUGGGUCUACUGAAAAUAACUUCAGACAGAGAAAGUGGAGGCACAAGUUACACGCAGCUAUGAGCCAUGCAAUAUACGCCCAUGAUUGGGACAAACUUCUGUACUUAUUGAAGAAGUCACCUAUUUGGGAACAUGAUACCAAUAGGCUGGAUCAACUGCCUAUUUAUACAAGAGCAAUGACAAUAUUAUUGAUGUACCAUCCUUAUGCCAAAGCACAAUCCUUGCUCAGUGAAUACUUCCACAUGGUACUGUCAUGUCGCUCUGAUGAAGACAAGAAAGCAGUUUUUAAAGUUUUAUUAUCUCUGACGGAGAAGCUUCACGGAAGAAGUUAGUUAUUUGAGUUUGUUCUACUGCACUUUGUUAUGUAUGUGAGGGGAAAGAAGAGA
Molecule: messenger RNA, 637 nt
Organism: Papilio machaon (common yellow swallowtail)
Lineage: Eukaryota; Metazoa; Arthropoda; Insecta; Lepidoptera; Papilionidae
Exons: 3
Coding region: 113-583 (156 amino acids)
Source: RefSeq, a predicted model, not a curated record